CCUCGGCCCGCCCCUGGCGACCUGCGGCACCGGCGGGGCGGCUGCGACCGGGAGACCGGGAGACCGGGAGACGGGGAGACAGCUCCGGUGAGGCUGCUCCGGUGAGGCUGCUCCGGUGACACUGUGCGGUGACACUGCCGGUGACACUGCCAGUGACACUGUGCGGUGGCGCUGCUGGUGGCACUGCCGGUGACACUGUCCGGUGACGCUGCUGGUGGCACUGCCGGUGACACUGUGCGGUGACACUGUCCGGUGACACUGUGCGGUGGCGCUGCUGGUGGCACUGCCGGUGGCACUGCCGGUGACACUGCCGGUGACACUGCCAGUGACACUGCCAGUGACACUGUCCGGUGACACUGUGCGGUGGCGCUGCUGGUGGCACUGCCGGUGGCACUGUCCGGAGACACUGCCCGGUGGCACUGCCGGUGACACUGCCGGUGACACUGUCCGGAGACACUGCCGGUGACACUGCCGGAGACACUGCCGGUGGCACUGCCGGUGACACUGCCCGGUGGCACUGCCGGUGGCACUGUCCGGAGACACUGCCGGUGACACUGCCGGUGGCACUGUGCGGAGACACUGCCGGUGGCACUGCCGGUGACACUGCCCGGUGACACUGCCGGUGACACUGCCGGCGGCACUGCCGGUGGCACCGCUCCCUGCCCGCCCGGCCAGGUGACAUCGCGCGCUGCCCCGGACGCGCAUCCCCCGCCCGGUCCCUCCCGCGGGAUCCGCCGUGUCCCCGGGGACAGGACAGGGACCCGCCGCACCCCUGCUCUGUGCCCAACCCACCUGCGAAGGAAACCCGAGGGAAAAAACCGCACCGCGGCUGAGAAGAGCGUUCAGCUUAAUGCUCUACACAGAAAGUGAGGCCGAAUAACGUGCACAUGCUGAGUACUGGAGGAGAGGCUGAAGGACAUCCUGUUUUGUUUCAGCAGUGUUGUUAUUCUUUGGGGUGAAAUGAAGAAUUUGAUUUUGUUUUGGAAACACUCAUAUUUCUGAUGCAACCGAACUUCAGUAACCUUUUUUGCAGUACAGAUUUCAACAAAUUAUUUUUUUCUCUCGAACAAAGAUGCAGAACUUGUCAGUGGUAGAAAGUGUUGCUGAUACAGACAUUUCACACUGUGAGUCUCCCAAAGAGCUGGCAGGUGCUGUGUCCCUCAGUGAAAGUGGCUGUAACUGCAAUGAAAGAACAAGUAAUGGAGAAAUUGCUAAUCUUGAAGCAAUGCAGCAAAGCAUCCCUGUAUGGAAGAGCAAAGGGAGAAGUUAUGAGGGGUUUUCUGAGAGCAGCUUUAGUACCUCAGAACCCAGCGGCUCCUGGGGUGAUUUUGAAGGCUUCCAGGAGCCCUUAGACAAAUCAGAGAGAUUUGGUUGCAACCUUGAAGUUCUGGUGAAGUCAGCAGAAGCUUCUGGAGCUGACCCUGGCCGGAGCAGCAGAGGCUGCAGCGUUUCUGCUGCCCAGGAGGGUGCUGAGCCAUCUCUGUGCCGUGGGAUGCAGGAGGAUUCAGGCUCCCUGAGUGAGGAAGACCACAGCUAUGAGGAGAUAUUUAAGUUGAGCUUUCCAGAAAUCUUUGUACCACAAUCUGGAGAGUGCAUAAGAAGCUUAGAGCAAGUUCUUGAUGCAAAAAAUGAAGAUGUUUGGACUCCUGAACUUUUGAAGAAUCAGUUUUGCAUGGAUUCUGGAGCUGUGUGGAGAGCACUCAGAGACUUUGAUAAUACCCCCAGCUUAAGACAUCCCUGGAGUAAAUCUCAUUGCCAAGAAAACCUCUUGAGUGUUCUCGGAAUAGAUGCAAAUCAAAAGGGUGUUUCAGAGAACCAGGCUGAUAUUCUUGAGGAAUCAAAUGGCAAAGAUAAUGAGGAUUUUAGACUUGAUGGAUUCAGUGUUAAUGACUGCAAAGCAUUGAUCCAGACCAAGCUUUCUGUGUCACCAGACUCCAGACAUGGUCACCUUUUCACCUGUAACCUCUUUUUGAAGACCACAUCAUCAAAUGAAAGCACACAGUGUAUAACAAUCCCAAGGAAGAAGCAGAUUUUUGCUGCACACAACCUAAAAAUGAAAUUUUUCAGUAGUGAUGUUUGUUGAACUAAAUGCAAUUUUUAGGGUUUUUUUUUUUUUGUUUGUUUGUUUGUUUGUUUGUUUUUAACUGAAUACAGUUUACCUUCAUUUUGUUACUGACUUGGUACUAUAGAUUACAGACAUCCUUUAGGAAAUUGCUGUAUGUGAGGGACCUAAGGCCAUGUAAUUAGAAGAUCUUUCUCCUGUUUAGUUGUGAAGUCAGAUUUUGUAAUUUUGCCCUGCUAAGUUUUGCUGCAGUCGUGUCUUACAGUAAAUGCUGCAGCUGCAGCCAUGCUCCAAGAUAUCUCUGGUGGGCUCCCCUGAGCUACUGACCUUUCAGGCCUUAAUGCCUCUGCAAUCAAAUCCCUUCUUUCCCUGCCAAAAUCUGCACAAGUCUCAGGUGUGUUGUAAGUGCCUUGUCUCCAUCUCUCCUCAUUCUUGCUCCAGUUUGGAUCAGCUCAGAUCUGUUGCUUUGCCACUGCUGGGUGAAACGAGAGGAGCCUUCUUCAUCUGGGGACUUUCAGUGGGGUUAAACAGAAUGAAAGUGUUUUGAUUUCUGUCUGGUGAAGCCUGCUGUGGUGACAGGGGUGGAGGCAGCAAAAUGCUUCGUUCUGGUGUUGGUUUCUGGCUGAAAUAAAUCACCUUGUUGAAGCUGA
Molecule: messenger RNA, 2712 nt
Organism: Oenanthe melanoleuca
Lineage: Eukaryota; Metazoa; Chordata; Aves; Passeriformes; Muscicapidae
Gene: CLBA1
Product: clathrin binding box of aftiphilin containing 1
Exons: 6
Coding region: 1073-2083 (336 amino acids)
Biological process (GO): intracellular transport
Cellular component (GO): AP-1 adaptor complex; trans-Golgi network membrane
Molecular function (GO): clathrin binding
Source: RefSeq, a predicted model, not a curated record